AUGAAGUUUAAUUCAGCUUGGAUCAAGCCCAGCUUUGUGCCUGUAACUGCCAGCCAGCGUGGCAGCGACUCAGAAGCUGCUGCUCCGGCGUCUGACUCGAAAGAGAUUGGUUUCAUCUCGGAAAGACCUGGCACAUCCGACUCAGACUCUAUCGGCGUCGACGAGAAUGCCCAAGCCGGCGUCCAGAAAAUUGAAGCAACACAUCCGCUUGGGGCAGAAAUCAACUGGUCCUUGCCUACAUUCUUCGGUCUGAUUAUGAUGGCGGCGUGCCAAAAUGUCGAGACAUAUGCCGCUGCUCAAGUAUUCUACUGGGUUGGCUAUAACGGUGUCGGGUAUGCAUUGAGCAUCUUCGUUGCCGAUACCUCACAUCUCAAGAAUCGAGGUUUCAUGUUCGCCUUCGCCUCCUCACCAUAUAUUGCAACCACCUGGGCAGGUGGUCCAGCCGCGCAAUGCUUCCUUGACGGUGCUGGCUUCCGUUGGGGCUUUGGUACAUUUGCCAUUGUUACUCCUGCCGUCUGCUUGCCUGUGUUCUUCCUCUUCAUUUUCAACUAUCGAAAAGCGAAGAAAGCAGGUUUGAUGCCUGUCCGACAGAGUGAACGAACGACGAUCCAAACCAUCAAACACUACGCCAUCGAGUUCGACCUCUUCGGCUUGCUGUUGAUCACGGCUGAACUGGCGCUUUUCCUGCUCCCCUUUUCCCUCUACUCCUACCAGCCUGAUGGCUGGCGCUCGCCGAUGAUCAUCUGCAUGAUCAUCUUCGGUGGCCUCCUGCUCGUGGGAUUCGGUCCGUGGGAGAAGUUCUGGGCACCUAAAAAGUUCAUUCCGUGGGAGCUCCUGGCCGAUCGGACCGUCAUAGGUGCAAAUAUCCUUUCCGCCGUCCUCUUCGUCAGCUUCUACAUAUGGGACGCCUUCUUUUACUCCUUCCUCAUCGUUGUCAACAAUCAGACAGUCACGCAUGCAUCCUACAUCACCAACAUCUACAGCAUUGGCGCCUGUUUCUUCGCAAUCCCGGUGGGCAUGUAUAUCCGAUGGCGAGGACACUUUAAGAACAUCGCCUUGUUCUUUGGCGUGCCACUGACCAUCUUGGGGGUGGCGCUCAUGCUGCAUUUCCGGCAGCCCAACACACAUAUCGGGUACAUCAUCAUGUGCCAGAUCUUUAUUGCGUUCGGGGGCGGGACCUUGGUCAUUUGCGAACAGAUCGCUGUCAUGGCUGCUGCCUCUCACCAACACGUCGCUGUCGUCAUUGCCAUUGAGGGAAUGUUUUCCUCGGUCGGUGGCGCAAUCGGGUCUACGAUUGCGACGGCGAUCUGGACGGGCGAGUUUCGCAACAAAUUGAGGGUGUAUUUGCCGCCCUCGGCGCAAGGUCAUAUCGACACCAUCUACGGCAGCUUGGUGGUGCAAUCGUCCUAUCCUCCAGGAACUCCCACAAGGGAGGCCAUUAACAGAGCAUAUGGAGACACGCAGAAGCUGAUGCUGAUUGCUUCAACGGCUUUCCUAGCUCUAGCCAUUGUAUCCGUCGCCAUGUGGAGGAACACUUGCGUCAAAGAUAUCAAGCAGGUCAGAGGACGAGUGGCUUGA
Fonsecaea erecta is the source of this 1578-nucleotide messenger RNA. RefSeq lists its product as hypothetical. Gene Ontology annotation, molecular function: transmembrane transporter activity. Bases 1 to 1578 code for a protein of 525 amino acids. The transcript has 2 exons. The record is from RefSeq and is a predicted model, not a curated record. Gene Ontology annotation, biological process: transmembrane transport. NCBI's taxonomy places the organism in Eukaryota, Fungi, Ascomycota, Eurotiomycetes, Chaetothyriales, Herpotrichiellaceae.